AGGGGGACCAUUGAAUGUACACGUCUCCAUUCCGCCUUCACUUCCCGCUUUAUGCAGAAGGAUAUGAAGACACAACCCGGCGUUGUCACCGACACAUUCGUCUGCACUUUUCUGGCGACUUUGGUGGGUUGCCUCCUGGUGUUGUCUUCAGAGGCGCAUGGCGACCAAAGCCUGGUUGGAGCUCACAGAAUGAUCUCGAAUACUGGGCGGACGACUCACAAAAGAGCACGUCGGAUGGACCUCGCGCAAAGCAAAUUUCUAGCCAGCGAGGCCGUCAAGUUUGCGAACGUGCACCUGGCAAAUGAAAUGUGGGAAAACUCUUCUCGAGUACCUCUGGAUGUAUUGCUGGCUUCUGGCACUUCGUUUGCGGACUACAAUGUUAAAAAUUUAUUCCUCGAGGAAUUGAACUGGAUAGUGUCCAAACGUCAAAACGACACUGUCUGCUAUCCGGGCCUGGGUUGCUUCAGACGAAGUACCAAGCUUGUGCACCCAAUAGGGCUUCCGGAUGCGCCAGAGUUUAUCAACACUCUUUUCUGGCUUUACUCCCGAAUCAACCUGGGCUGCCCACAGUUGCUUGACUACAGAACAGUGUCUGGGUUUCGUCUGCUCAAGCAGUUUGCGACACCCAAAGACCUCGUGAUUUUGAUUCACGGGUUUGGACAGCAUUCCCAGAAACCCUGGGUCACGGAGGUCAAGGACGCUCUUCUACGACAGGUGGAUUGCAAUGUCCUCGUUGCGGACUGGCGCAAAGGGGCGCGGAAGCCACACUACCUGGCCGCCGUAGCCAACACCGCGAUGGUGGCGAGGCAGUUAUUUGUGUUGGUGAGAAACCUGAAGCGGAAGUUUCCCGACACGGUAACACCGUCCAGAUUGCACCUGGUCGGUUUCAGCAUCGGUGCACACGUGGCCGGUUUCUUUGGAAGGUACUUCAAGAAGAGGACCGGGGAACUCAUUGGAAGGAUCACGGCACUGGACGCGACAGGACCGCUGUUUGAGAACACGAGCGUUCACGUUUCCCGGAAGGACGCCGAGUUUGUGGACGUCAUCCACACCAGCGGAGGGUCCAGCAUCCUGGAGGGGGAGCUCGGCACGGACAGGCCUUUCGGGCACGUCGACUUCUACCCGAACGGGGGCAGGAGGCAGCCGGGUUGCCCUUCGGUGAGCGGCGUGAUGUGCCACCACAAGCGAGCCCCGGUUCUGUUCCUCGAGUCCCUACAGGACACGGGCUGCAGAUUCAAGUCUCACGCGUGCAUCGGGGGUCGAGAAUUCUUCUUGAAGAACCAGUGCGCCCCUGGCGGACGCCGGCAGGGAGAGAUGGGCUACCGGAGCCGGAACUCACUCGGUCGGGGAAUGCAACUCCUGAGGACCCGAGCCACCUCCCCUUACUGCCUGCAGUGACAUCGCGGAGCCAGCUAUGGCGACACUGAACCUUCGGUGAA
This is a messenger RNA of Ixodes scapularis (black-legged tick), 1439 nucleotides long. RefSeq names its product lipase member I-like. The record is from RefSeq and is a predicted model, not a curated record. Gene Ontology annotation, biological process: lipid metabolic process. Bases 52 to 1398 code for a protein of 448 amino acids. NCBI's taxonomy places the organism in Eukaryota, Metazoa, Arthropoda, Arachnida, Ixodida, Ixodidae. The transcript is spliced from 7 exons. Gene Ontology annotation, molecular function: lipase activity.